UAAACUAAACGACUUUAGAGUCAGUCCAGGUGGGUAUUCUGCUUUGCGCCUAUGCGCGGCGAUGGAAGCAAAGCUGCCGUAUACGCCAUUUUCUUUCUCCAAUGCUCCAACUCUCAGUUCUGUUAUCCCAUUCCCUCGUGUCCUCCAACCAUAUCGCUACUCUCUCAAGAAAGCCUAGGAAGCUCACGUCUUCUACAUCCAAAACCCUAGAUUUCCCAAGCAUCUCACCCUACUCUGCUUCACUCGCAAAAUGCUGCUAGGACUGGACCUCCGCUUUAGCAACUCUUACUCACAAGAACAAUCUAAUUCUAAUGAUACAAAUCUGAUUUGUGAGAUAAAUUCCAAUUUGAGUUUAUUUGGGUUGUUUCUCGAACACACGAUUCCUUCGUCAUUCAUUAACUCAAUUUCGUCCAGAAGUUCUUUAGUUGGUUUGCCGGGUUCGGUUUCUUCUUGCAUCCGUGGUCGAAAGCCCGUGGUUUUUGGGGCUUUUAGGCCAGAGAAUAACGUAGGGUUUUUGACGGUGAGCCUGAAGAGUGAUGGGUUUGUUCGGGAAUCGAAGGUGUAUAUGGUGCAAAACGGACAUGAGGGGUCCGAGAAGUCGUCGACACUCGAGGGAGCCGAUGCGGUUGUUGAGAAAGGAAAGAAACCGAAGCUCAAGUUACGGGGAGGCUAUGCCAUGAACACCACCAAGCAUCUAUGGGCUGGUGCUGUAGCUGCCAUGGUCUCCAGGACCUUCGUUGCACCACUCGAGAGACUGAAGCUGGAAUAUAUGGUUCGCGGCGAACAAAAGGAUCUUUUUGAGCUCAUUAAGACUAUUGCAGCUUCUCAGGGCUUGAGAGGAUUUUGGAAGGGAAACCUUGUCAACAUUCUUCGUACAGCUCCAUUUAAGGCAGUUAAUUUUUAUGCUAAUGAUACAUAUAGAAAACAAUUGCUGAAACUGUCUGCAAACAAAGAAACUACAAAUUUUGAGAGGUUUUUUGCUGGUGCUGCUGCUGGAAUUACUGCUACUAUCCUCUGUUUACCACUUGAUACUAUCAGGACCAAGAUGGUGGCACCUGGUGGGGAAGCGUUGGGUGGUGUUAUUGGUGCUUUCCAUCACAUGAUCCGAACCGAAGGAUUCUUCUCUCUUUACAAGGGCUUAGUACCCUCCAUUAUAAGUAUGGCACCUUCAGGUGCCGUUUUCUAUGGUGUGUAUGAUAUACUGAAAUCAGCAUAUCUGCAUUCACCAGAAGGGGGGAAGAGAAUUCAGAAUAUGAGCCAGCAGGGGCAGGAACUGAGUGCUUUAGACCAGCUUGAAUUGGGACCGAUGAGGACAUUAUUAUAUGGGGCUAUUGCUGGUGCUUGUGCAGAAGCGGCUACUUAUCCAUUUGAAGUUGUGAGGAGACGGCUUCAAUUGCAAGUCCGGGCAACUAAAUUGGGUGCUUUGGCAACUUGUGUCAAGAUAGUUGAGCAAGGAGGAAUCCCUGCUCUGUAUGCAGGACUUAUUCCUAGUUUGCUACAGGCAUGUACUUCCUUCAGCUUCAAUAAGUUACUUCGUCUAUGAAUUCAUGAAGAUUGUUCUCAAAGUGGAAUGAACAAGAAAUGAUAGAUCCUCUUGGAGAAUUUGAUGGAGAUUGUACAGCAACUCCGACGGAUAUAAUUUAAAUUGGUAUGCCAUACUUUUCCCAUUGAUGUUCACUUCUUCAAGGCAGAAGCUACUUUACUCUGUCCUCCCCACACGGCUACAUCUAUAUAUUCUGUGUUCCUAUUGAAUUGCAAGAUGGAAAUAAAAUAACUUCCAAGAUGCCUCGA
Carya illinoinensis is the source of this 1791-nucleotide messenger RNA. RefSeq names its product probable mitochondrial adenine nucleotide transporter BTL3. The transcript has 4 exons. Bases 251 to 1543 code for a protein of 430 amino acids. NCBI's taxonomy places the organism in Eukaryota, Viridiplantae, Streptophyta, Magnoliopsida, Fagales, Juglandaceae. Gene Ontology annotation, biological process: transmembrane transport. The record is from RefSeq and is a predicted model, not a curated record.